GCCCUCAGGUAGCAGAGAGCGCGCCGCGGCCGCGUCUGUUAGGUGUGACCUUCUCCCGCCCGGCCUGUCCCCCGGCCCGCGCCCCCGUCACGGCCAUGGCGGCCUCGCUUCUGCUGCGGCAAGGACUAGCCGGGGGGCUGAAGACUGUGCUCCUAGAAGCAGGAGUGUUUCGAGGACUUGCUUCUACAGUUCCUCUCUCUGCAGAAUCAGGAAAGAAUGAAAAGGGAUUGCCACCGCAUCCCAAGAAGCAAAGUCCACCAAAAAAUGUAGUGGAACCAAAGGAGAGGGGCCAGCAGCUAGCCACCCCAACAGCAGAUGAACUGUCUGAAAACGUACCUUCACCCACUUCUUCCCCACCAGCUGUGAACCGAGGCAGGGUGCUAGCUGGCCCUAAGCAUGAUGCCAGCAUGUCGCUCACAGACCAAGGGGUUCUGAGGUUUGUGCCAAGAAAGACUUUGGUAGAGUUUCCUCAGAAAGUUGCACCUCCAUUCAGAAAACAGGGUUCUGAUUCAGAAGGAACCCAGCAGAGCAGGAAAGGGACAGAUGAUUCAUCUUCGUCUUCAUCUUCGUCCAGCUCUGAUUCGGAGUCUGACGAGGAGGGUGACAGCUCAGAAGCGGGUCCUCAGGCAAAAAGCAAACGCAGAAGAGGGUUUCCCGCAGCAGAGGCCUCCCAUUCCUCUGCAGAUGGGGCCCCCCCAGUGGAAAUAUCUGCACAAGAGAAGACUGUAUCACAGCGGCCGCAUCCGGACCUCGUCUCUGCACAGAGGCCCCGCCAGGCAAAGAAGAAAGGGGCCUCCGGUCAACCAUCACAGGACAGAAAAGACCCCAAACCAAAAGCCACAGCACCCAAGUCACACGCAGGUGAAAAGUUUAUGGAGCAAGAUGUAAAGGAAAAACAAUGGCAGAAAGUAUCUACAUCAAAUGAAAUAGAUAAAGAAAGCCGGAAGCAACUUGAAGUUAAAAAACCCUUAUCUGACCGGAAAUCAGGAUUAUCCACGCAACCGCGACAAAAGGGCAGCCCAGCGCCCACUCAGUCUGCAGAAACCAGAGCCGGAAGACGGCUGCCAGUGACUCCUGAGACCAGAGAAAGGCUUUUGGAAAAACAAGUACCAGAACCUGAUGGGGAGGUGGCUCUUUCCCUGUUCAAAAAAGAAAAUCUGGGAAAGCAAGUAGCAGAAGGGAUCUCGAAGGCUAAGGAAGAGAUUUUGGAAGAUCAGUUACCAGUGAAAAAUGUGAAGCCAGUCCCUGUUCACAGUAAAGACGUUUUUGAUGGAAAGACAGCAGUACUAAAGCUUGAGGAGAAGGGCGGAAUCAUCGAAGGCUCCGCAACUCCGGUGGAAGGCCAGGACGGCACACAGGAGUCCCCUCCGGCCGCCACCCUCGCUGAGCCAUUUGACAACACCACCUACAAGAAUCUCCAGCAUCAUGACUAUAACAUGUACACCUUCUUGGACCUAGACCUGGAGCUCUCGAAGUUCAGGAUGCCUCAGCCCUCUUCAGGACGAGAGUCACCUCGCCACUGAGAGCUCAGUUUAAAGAUUCACAUUUCGGUGUCUCCGCAUUCUUGCGUUCGAAAAUAAAAUCCGCUCAGUGGUCA
Molecule: messenger RNA, 1597 nt
Organism: Kogia breviceps (pygmy sperm whale)
Lineage: Eukaryota; Metazoa; Chordata; Mammalia; Artiodactyla; Physeteridae
Gene: NDUFV3
Product: NADH:ubiquinone oxidoreductase subunit V3
Biological process (GO): mitochondrial ATP synthesis coupled electron transport
Cellular component (GO): mitochondrion
Source: RefSeq, a predicted model, not a curated record